This is a messenger RNA of Daucus carota subsp. sativus, 1356 nucleotides long. RefSeq names its product protein CUP-SHAPED COTYLEDON 3. The transcript has 3 exons. NCBI's taxonomy places the organism in Eukaryota, Viridiplantae, Streptophyta, Magnoliopsida, Apiales, Apiaceae. The coding region runs from base 265 to 1158 and encodes 297 amino acids. The record is from RefSeq and is a predicted model, not a curated record. Gene Ontology annotation, biological process: regulation of DNA-templated transcription. Gene Ontology annotation, molecular function: DNA binding.
UCAUGUAUUUAUAGAUAUGCCAUUCUCUUCUAUCUACAAGCUGUAUAGAUACAACCUAUAUACUCUUUUAAGUAUUCAAUCAAAAGCUUUACACCACACCAUACGAAAACAUUCUUAGCUAAAUUCCUCAUUUCUCCCCCAAUUCCCUUAAUCAAAAUUGUAAUCUUUUGAGCCUUAAACUCACAGAUUAUAUUCUGUUAAACUCCAUAUAUAGUUUAACACUAAACCUCCCUUUAAGCUUUCAUUAAUUACGAUAAUAGAAGAAUGGGGCUGAGGGAUAUUGGCGCGGAGCUUCCUCCAGGGUUUAGGUUCUAUCCAAGCGACGAGGAAUUAGUAUGCCAUUAUCUGUUCAAAAAAAUCGCGAAAGAGGAGGUCUUGAAGGGCACUCUAGUGGAGAUUGAUCUUCAUACUUGUGAGCCAUGGCAACUUCCUGAGGUUGCGAAGCUGAAUUCGACAGAGUGGUAUUUCUUCAGCUUUAGGGACCGGAAAUACGCCACUGGCUUCCGGACCAAUCGGGCCACCACGACGGGGUACUGGAAAGCCACUGGGAAGGAUCGGGUGGUGCUUGACCCGAAGACUAAUGCGAUUGUAGGGAUGCGAAAGACUCUGGUUUUCUACAAGAAUAGAGCGCCGAAUGGUGUCAAAACAGGUUGGAUCAUGCACGAAUUUCGCCUCGAGAACCCAAAUCUCCCACCCAAGCAGGAGGACUGGGUGUUGUGUAGAGUAUUUCACAAAGCCAAGACAGAGAACAACAACCAACUGAGCCCACAAGAUGUGUUUGAGGUUCAAGAGGCAACAGCUGGUGACACUUCUCCAGUGUCGUCUAACCGAAUUCCACCCCUCGGCUCCUAUUAUCAUCACCAACAACAUUAUAAUCAUUUCACGCCUCAAGGCCCCCCAUCCUACCAACAACCUAACACUCUACUCCAAUUUCCAUCACUCACGAACCCUAAUUUCCUCCAAUUAUCUCAUCAUCAACCUCAUACCGACACUAGUACUACUCUCGCUCGUGUCAACGAUAUCAUGACGGUGAACUCCAAAUGCGAAGAUCAAAAUGACUAUAAGUUCCUGUUUCAUGAUAUCAACUUCGAAGAUGGAAAUAUGGUAGAUGAAUUGGAUUCGGACAUGCAUGGGAUAAUGUUUGAUGAUUGUUUAUAAGUUUAGUCCACAAUAUUAUGAUCUGCAGGGUCUGUUAUAAGGGUACCGAAACAACACAUACAUGUUGCAUUUCAUCUCUUAGAUUUGUCGUAUACCAUAUAGAAUUAUAUAGAAUGAUAGAUUGCUAGGUCUAGGUCACACAUAUGUUCAUGCAGUACUGUUUGUAAGUUUGUAUAUAUUACAUUUGUUUGCAUUGUA